UAUUGCGUUUGAACGAGAACAUCUCGGUACCGACACCCUACCGCCACACCAGACCCGACGAGUUUAAAUUUUCUUCAUCUCAACUGUGAUACCGACUGCGAGUCUGCGACACAGGAAGGAAAGAGGUGUCUUCCAGUUUUUCCAGGAUAGCACCACAGAGAAAAAGCUAGAGCUACAAUGCAUCUAAUAAGUGGAUUCCCUGCCCUGCUUUUAAUUUGUGUGUUUUCCGAUGCAGCGGGGCAGGAUUUUAUGGGUUCUCUCAAUGCUCUUGUUGAUAAAGAAGAUCUGACUUCUCUCUCCCAAAGUAUGGAAUCUGCCAUGGAUUCUGUUGGAGGACUUUUGCAAAAUCCGGACAUGCCAGGUUUUGAUGAGGGAAUGAAAGAUGUGAUGUCCAUGAUUGAUAGCUCUGCAGCUUCCAAUAUGCAGUUUGAUAAGUUGCAAGAAUUUGCAGGACAAAUUCCCAUGGACAUUGAACAACAUAUGCAGGGAGCAGUGUCCGCCUUGGGCCCAAUGUCUUGUCUAGUGGGCAAUUUCGACUCAGAUCCAGAAAUAAUGGGGCUAUUGAUGGGAGGAUUGACUGGAGCAAUGUUUGGGGAAGCCAUGGGUGAAGAUGCUUCAAGUUCAAGUUACGACAUGAAAGAUCCGUUCGCUGAGAUGGGGGCACUGGCUGGAGUCAUGGGAGCAGCUGCUGGAGGUUUUAUGCCAGAUGGAGCUGACUUUGACCCAGGAAAGUUUAAAGAGAUGAUGCCAGAUCCAGGGAUGAUGGAAGACAUAUGGAAGGAUGCCCAAAAUCAAGGAUCUCAACUCCUGAACCAGUUACCUGAAGAUUUUUCGAUGGAUAAGUUGGAAAACUUAAUGCAAGAAUCUUCUGGUAGUUUGAAUAAUUUAGUUAAAGAUUUUGGAAGAAUUGCUUCAUCAAUGAAUAAAGAAAUCGCAAAAGAUUCUAGUAAAAAAGGCCGACUAGCAGGGAAUGGAAUUGACCAUAUUCCUGGUGUGAAUAACAGAAUUCAGAGAAAAGCUACUGGUAUGAUAACUUCAUCAGCUAUUAUUGCUGGAGCUAUUGGAGAUUCUGUGAGACGUUCACAAGGAAGAAAAGUUACCUUUUUAAGUAAAAAAGAUCAAAAACCGAAGAUUGAAUUUGUUUUAAAAAAAUUGGCUCCAAUUCUUACAAAAUGGAAGAAAAUGGGACAAACUGAAAGAGGAGGAGAUGGAGGACCGUCAUUGUCAUUAUACUCCCGAGGAAGGUUGCAGAAAUUGGCUUUAGACUUGGCUUUAUCCGUUGGACAUUUUGGAGGACAUAUCAAGAGUAUUUACGAUUUUAAAGUCAUUACUUCGACUAUGACAAGGGGUGUUUUCGCACCGAAUGUAAAAGGAAAAACAUUCGAUGUUAGUCCAGUGACUAUCAAGAAAAAGUCUAGCUCAAUGACAACUGGAAGAAAAGGGAGAAUGAGUUAUAAAAGAAUGAUGAAGUCAAGAAAAGUACAAAGUCAGAUGGAAAAUUGCAUGGGAGGAGUUAUGCCAAUAAUUUCUGAAAUUAAACGGUUGAGCAAGAUGAUGAUGCCUCAGAUGAAAAUACUCGAUUGGGACCCACCUUUCCAUACUAAGGUAAAUGAAUCUUGGUCUAAAAUUGGAUUACCGAAGUUUGUAGCUGGAAAUGCCUUCAAUGAAAAAUGGGAUUUCGAGGGAGAAGGAAUUAAAUUUGAUCUUCCGAAUGGCUUAUCCGCAUCCGACUUUUCAACUAGCUUUGUUCCCAAUCUUCUGGAGGAUCCUGUUAUGGUCGAUUUCAUUAGCUAUGCCAGUAGAACAGGAAACACAAAGGUGAUCGACUAUCUGAAAGGAUCCGCUAACAAUGUUGACUUGGCUGUUGGAACGUUACGAGCACUACCUAUGCAAGUACUUGAAAAUUUGCAGAACAAAGAUGGAUUCACAGAUGACAAUAUGUUAGAUGUAUUAGAGAAUGGAAGGCCAAAAUCUGAUUAUACAAAGUUUGCUGCUUUCAUUGAAGGUUUAUCAAAUCAAUAUAUACAACCAUUGAUAACUAAAGCUAAAGAAAGAUAUUCGGCUGGCACAUUCACAAUGAAUCCUUGGAUGGCAGAAAUAAUAAACAAGGAUAUAUCUCGUCGUACAUACAACAGUGAUUUUCAAAGCCUUAUCUCAAACCUAAACACACCUGGUGCAUUAGUUGAGUGGAUGUGUCCUGCAGGAAUAUUUGACUAUGUGCUGGAUGAAUUCAAAGAUUCAAUUCUUGAUGCUGCUGCUGAGAUUUCAGAAUGCAUAUCGUCAUCAUUAGGUCGCUUCUCGAAAAAUUCAAAAUCAUUGAUGAAACUAAGAAGAAUAUUGCAAGAAAAAUAUGCAGAUGGAAUUACCCCAUCUGAUGCUUCUCGUGCAGGAUAUUUGAUCAAUUUUCUUCCACAUUCCGCUUUCCAGAGAUUUAGUCAAAGUAAUGCAACGAAUUUGACUUCAACACAUGCUGAUAAUUUUCUUCCAAUUUUACCAGGAUUUAAAACAGUGGCUGAUUCUCUGGCUGCUGUUGCAACAAUUUAUUACACAGAAGUAAACAAUACAGAUAUAAUUAGAAAGUUGGGUCCAGUUUCAUGUGCUUUGCGUAGAUAUACAGCACAAGGAGAAGUUGUACAUAUUUCGGAUGAUAGCAUAACUGUGAUCAGAGAUACUUGUGAUCCCACAAUGAAGCGAAUGAGAGAAUUAAAAUCUGAAAUGGCAAAAACAUGCAUGCGAAACAGAGGAUGUCGACUCUUUGAUGAAGGUUUGGACAGGAUUAAGGGUUAUGGAGGUAGACACAAAAAAGAUAAAGGAAAAUUAGUCAACCUACGUGAUGAAUUUAAAAACAUUUUAUCAAAAACAUCAAAUGAAAUGAUUCAAGAAUUUGGUAAAUUUGGAGAUGUUGAUGAUUUAACGAGACAUCAGAAAAAAGAAGCAGUAAGAAAGAUCCUGGGAGAUGGAAUUGAUUCCUACACUUCACUCAUGUCUAUUGGAGGCCUGGCAAGUGAACUACCAGCAGAUUUUUUCAAGGAUUUAUCAUGGGGAAAUUUAACAAAUUUUGUCACAGAACGUCCAAGAGCUGUGCAAAAAAUGCAUUCUAUAAAUAGAGUUGCAAUUGCUGACAAGCUUUCCGGGAAUUUUGCUGGAUUUUUGGAGAAUACUGGCCGGUUGAAAUCACUCACUUCAACAAUUCCAAGUUACAAGUUGGAUGGAAUAAAUAUUGAUGCCAAUGAAACGUUUCGGAACACAAUCACAUCUGUGAAUUGGAAGCGAGAUCAAGCUUUUCGACUUCUUGGAAGUUCAAGAUCUGUAACAUUGAAUGAUGUGAGAAAAAUGGGGAAACUAGCAGUAAGUUUAACUUGUCAUGAUGUUAGAAGGAUGAGAUUGGGAUCUAUGAUAUUGAUUGCUAACGCUCUUGAAAAUCAAAUUGGAAGAUCAAUUCCCUCUGACCUGGCUGAAUGUGUUGCUCUUAAAAUAUUUCUUCAUCUGCAAAGUAAAUAUAAAAAAAAUCCUGAGAGGAUAUCACAUAUCAUGUCCACUGAGAUACCACCUAUUUUUGCAGUUUUUUUCCCUUCGGAAACGGUACGUGGGAUUCGUGAUUGUAAAUAUUUUUACAAUCGUGUUUCGAGUCAACUUGACAAAUUACUGCCUCAUGCUGCCGGUAGAAUUUUAUUAGAGGACCUUGCUAUAGAAGCUUUUAAUUGCAUGUCAAGACAAUAUCAUGGACCCCCGCCAGAAUUUGAUAUGAAUUUUGGAGGAAAUGAGGAUUUCUUUUCUGGUGAUAUGCAGACAAUGUCUAAUUAUAAUAGUACAAGUAGCUUUGAGCUUGCAAGAAUGAUCGAUACCUCAUAUACCGGGCAAUCUGAGGUUUAUGACGAUGAAAGAAUGAUGUUCAUGAAAGAUAUGAUGAAUCAAUUACCUGGAGAUAACUUUAAAUUGAUGGGAAAGCUUUUGUGCAUGAUAACACCUAUUCAAGUUAGAUAUCUGGACCCAUCAGAAUUCUCUGAGCUGUUGAUUCAAAUGCAGUCUUGCUUAAAUUAUGUCAAACAAAGAACACUGGAAGAAAUUCAUACAAAAAUAUUGAAUGAAUUUGGUCAGGCAGAAAAUUGGGAUACAGAGACGCUACAGACUUUAGGACCUUUUGUGUCAACGUUCUCAAAAUCUACACUGAAUAGUAUACCAAAGGACACUUUCAUAUCUGCAUAUGAUUAUAUGAUUCCACCCCCAGAGAGGAAACGAAAUGUUGAAGAUAAAACAAGUGAUAUGAUUGAUGUUGCUUCUCUUUUCAAGUUUGAAGGUAUGAUGGGCGAGGAGAAAGACAACGGACCUCCUGUCUUCAAUACAUCAUGGACUCCUUUCAAACGACAAGACUUUUUUGAAACUGCAGUGCAAGCUGUGUGGAGUUUGGAUUCUCCAACUUUGGAUGAUUUGGAACUUCUUGGACCGGGUGCAUUACCUUAUAUUGCAUUCGACUUGGUGUCUUCUGAUCUGUUGAUGUCAGCUCUUGGCUUGUAUGGUAGGAUGAACAAAAAAUUAUCCUCGUCCAGUGAAGAUGCCUUGAAAGAAAAGAUAACUUCUUAUGCAUCCACGAAUGGUAUCUCCAAGUAUUCUGAUGAUCUACUCCAACAAAUGGGAAGAUUAGCUCCGAUAUUCACUGGAACUGAAAUCGAAAAUAAAUUUGAAAUCACAAAACUGGAAACACUUGCCGUGUUAGGACGUGCAGAUUGGAAAGAUGCAACACAAGUUACUGCAGUAUUGGAAAUGUACCUUGGUGACCGAAAUAUUGGAGAUCUCAGUGGAGUUGAGUUGGUUGCCAUCGGAAACAUGCAUUGUUUAUUGGAUAUUUUCAAAGUGGAUGAAUUUACUGCAGAAUCUCUCAAGUUUGCAUUGAGAGAAAUUGGGAAAUUACGUUGUUUUUCUCGAACUAAAAUUGAUUUAUACAAAUCGAAGUUUGACAAAAUAUUCAAUGGUAUUGAUGGUUCUGUUCUGCAAGAGAUGGGUAUUUUAGCAGCGGGUUUCACUGCGAAUGAAUUUGUUAAGUUUGGUAAACCCAAUUCAGAUGGAGUUAUUUCACCUUAUGAUAAAGAUGUCAAUCUUAUUCCCCAUCAAGCUCUUGAAGUUAUUCCAGCUUCCCGUAUUAUUUCUGGGUUUGAUGAUGAACAAUAUGCUCGACUCGGCACAGUGAAUGCAGGAACAUUAUUACAAAGACAAGAUAUUUUUAACACUUUAAGCAACAGAACUAAGAAUGCCAUAUUUGCAGCUUCGUUUGGGCUAAAUGCUGGUGUCUAUGCUGGAUUUAUUCACUUUUCAAGAAGUUUUGAUGAAUCAGCAAUGAUGGACAUUCAGCAACAGAUGGAAGAGAUGAUGAAAAAGUUGCAAAUGUCUCUUGCCAUGGGAGGUGGAAUGCCAAGUAAGAGUCCAUUCAGAAAACCUAAACCAGCAAAGACAAAACCAUCACAAGCAUUUGGAUUGAAAGAUGUUUCAGAGGCUAAACGUCCAGAACCACCACCAUUGGCUGGAGGAUUGACGAAAAAGGAUCUUGAUACUUUUGAUAAAAGAUUUUUGAAUGAUCGUGUAGUCGUUGAAAUGAUAAACUCUGCUGCAGCUGAUAAUUCAAAAAUCCUUGAAGUAAUGAAAGGUGACAGUUCAUUGAAUGAUAUUUCUGAUGAAGAUAUUGGCAAAGUUCCUCUCAAGUUAUUACAAGGGCUUAAAAAAGAUGCAAUUCAACAAAUGUCAUCAGAAAAACUCGCGAUAUUACUUGAUUCUGAUCAAGUUUCUAAAGAUCCAAAAAGUCUUUCAAGAACAUUAAAUAAACUUACCAUGGAACAAUUUAAAGAGGCUCUUGAAAUUAUGACAGAAAAAAUGAAUAGUUCUGAUGGAACCUGGAGACCCCCUAUUAGUACCCAAGAAGCAGUGAGCGCCAAGUUUUUCAAGUUUGAUUUUAAUGGUCCAGAAGACGCUUUGAAAUCCUUCCUUGAUUGCAUGUGUCCAUUUUCUGCUGGAAUUCCACCUCGUCGUAUCAUAGAUAUUCCGCAAGAUGUAAACUACAUCGGCCCAGUAAUUGAUUGUAUGGACCUUUCAUACAAAGAUCUUGAUAAAGCUCACAGAAAACAAAUGAUCAACUGGAUCAACACUAUGUGGAAGAAAGAAGAUAUAACAGUUGAUAAGGCGAUCACGUUGAAAAAUUUUCUUCUUGAUUUACCACUUGGUCGUUUGCAAAGUGCAUUCACCAUGUCAGAUAUUAAUACAUUUGUAUUGAGUGGAGCUUUGUUGCGACUGGAUACUUCACAUAUCAAAUUUUCACAAGUUGCAAAAUUCAUCGUCAAAUCUACUACGAAAGAGGAUGUAUCAAAAUUUAGUGAUGAUGCAUUCAUGCAGAAAUUGGGAAGAGCAAAAUGUGAAAUCAGAUUAAAACGUGUAAAAAAGGCUAUGGAUUCCGCAAGCUUAAAAAUUUUGUUUGAUUACACAAUGAAGCAUUGUAAAAACCACAAAGAAGAAUUGGAAGAUUCAAUAAAAGAGUGUACUGGUGACGCUGCAUUGCGACUAAAAAGAUGUGCCUUACUAGAAGACGAAAUUAAAAAAGGAAAGAAAGAAAAACAACAACGAGCCACUGCUACUACCAUCACAUCAACUAAACCUAAGAAAGCAGAAAUGAAGAGAAUGAAUAUCAAAGAACUAGAGAUGAUGAAAGACGUUGUAGAUGUUUAUCUUGGAGAUAAAGAUUUAACAACAUUGAAAGCUAGUGAUGUUCGAGAAGUUGCUGGUGCUAUUGGUGCUCUUAAACCUCGAGAUAUUGACAAAAUUCCUGAACAAGCUAUUUUAGAUAACAUAGAUGUUUUGAAAAAUAAUACUAAACUGACUAAAAGACAGAAACGUAAAAUUUUUGAGAAAAUAAAGUCAGCUGGGUUUGAACUGACAGAUUCAAAUUCUUUGACAAACUUAGGAGAAUUAGUAUCAAGUGUCCCACCUAAAGAAUUCAAGAAAUUGUCAGUUGAGGGAUUAAAAGAAAGUCUGGGUGAACUCAGAAAACAUUCCGAUUCUUUAUCUUCUGCCCAGAAGAGAGCAAUUGUGGAUAAGCUUAAUACAGGAGGAGUUGCUGAUAUCAUGAAUGCAGAUCUUGGUGAUUUAGUCACUGAAAUACCACUCAGUGAUUUAGAUAGCCUUGAUAGUAUAGAAAUUGAAAAAAUAAAGGACAAACCAUGGAGACGUGGACAGGCUGCAAAUCUUGUUAAAAAAUUCAGGGAAAAAAGUGGUUUGACUGGUGCACUGACAGUAGAGGACAUCAGAACAAUGGGCAAAGCAUCACUGGGAGUCACAUGUAUGGAUGUUAUGAAAAUGUUAGAUGAUGUAGUUUAUGAUGGAGCAAAGGCAUUAGAUGAGGAAACAGAAGGAACAUUAUCAUUAGAUAUGGAAGAAUGUAUUUCAACAAAACUUCAUUAUGCACUUCAAGUAAUGAACGGUAUAGACUAUAUUGCAAAUAGUACUGACCCAGAACUAUCAUCUACAUUGUCUUUUAUACCAGAAGAUGUUGCAAUGAUGAUGCCCACCAAUGAAUUGGAAAGAAUACCUUUAACGGCAUGUCAAAGUAUUAUGGAAAAUAUAGGAAGUGCUGAACUAGAUACUCUACCUGGUACUACUGGUGAUAUAAAAAGACAAGAGCUUGCAAAUAUAUCACUUAAUUGUGUGCAAGAAAAGAGCUUUGAUCCAUCUGCUUUGGGAGAAAGUGAAGUAUUAACCCUAGGAAAAUUAAUAUGUGAUAUGGACAUUGUUGAAUGGAGGAAAUUCUCUGAUGAUGGCUUCAAUGCUGGACUGCCAACAUUACGUGAUUGUUUUCAUAGAUUAGAUGAUUCACAUUUAACAUACAUUGAAUCCUUCAUCAUUGGGAGAUAUGGAGGAGAUUCGUCACAGUGGGGAGAAGAUGUUUUUACCACUCUUGGCCCUCUUAUAUCUACCCUUGCUAAAACAAUAAUCGAUAAUUUUGAUGAGGAGUUGUUUUAUGAAUUUCUUGAUGAUAUUAUGCCACCUGAAGUAUCGGAAGAUAUGUCUGCUUAUGGCAGAAUAAAAUAUGAUGAUUUUUAUAAUAAAUCUGUUGAUGUUGUGAUGUCACAACGAACUGAAUCUCGAAGAAGGAAGAGAGAAGUUAUUGCACCAAAGUAUGAUGAAAUCGUAAUUUUGGGACCCGGAAAUGUUGCCUGGUCACUUGAACAGUUGUCUGCCAUUUCUGAUGAAGAUUUUGCGAACUCUUUGGAAACUUUAGGAAGUGUUUCUAAAUGGAGUUAUGAGCAAAUGGACAAUUUGGUUUCGAGAAUGAAAGAACUUUAUGGAAAACCAUCUGAAUGGGAAAGUAAAGAAAUUGCUGAUGCUCAAUAUCUAAUCAAAGGGUUGUCAUACACAGAAAAAAGUGAGCUUCGUCCUUCUGAUAUUGAAACCUGCGCUUCACUUUCUCAAGUUGAUUUUACAAACGAUGAGAGAUCUCUACUCAUCGAUUCAUAUUUGAGAACCAAUGGACUCUCACUUCGAACAAUAUCUAGUAGUGAAUUAGUUGGGUUUGGCCGUUUAAUAUGUGGUUUAAGUUCCGAAAGGUUGAUCGAAAUACCUUCAGAUGUUCUGAGGUCUUCUACAAAGGACUUAGGUGCAAUAGAUUGUUUCAGUCAAACCCAAUUUGAUAUUAUCAAGCAAAUGUCAAUGUUAGGACAUGGUUCAACAGUACCCACUGCUCCUGAACUAGAUGAAAUGGGAACAGUAGCAGCUGGAUUAUCAAGUGGGGAUUUAUCUGCUUUACCAGUCGAAUCAAUUGCGUUUAUAACUCCGUCUGCUUUUCUUCUGAUGACACCCAGCAGAAUUAAGGAUGGAUUGAAUGAAACACAGAUAUUAGCUGCUGGAGCUGGAAAUAUUGCUGCACUUAUGACACCGAGAAUAUUUGAUCAAUUAUAUGCGCAACAGAGAAAUGCAUUGAGACUUGCAGUCUAUGGAGAAGAUGCUGAAUUGGAAGAUAUUCCCAUCACUGAAGAUUUGGAACAAGAGGAAGGAGUUCAGGAGAUUGAGAUAUUUGGUGAUGAUUCCGGUGAAGCAGACAUUAUUCAAGUUGAAAGUACAACUCAAUCAACUACGACAGCUCAUGCUUCAAUCAUAAACAUCAAUGAAAGUUUGCUUUUGAUGGCACUUUUUAUGUGUUUGGUUGUAUGAGUUUAAAUGUUUGGUUAUAUAUGUGUAGUGCUCUGGCAAUAAAAUAUAAUAAUUCUUUACA
Messenger RNA from Styela clava, 9247 nucleotides. RefSeq lists its product as uncharacterized. Gene Ontology annotation, biological process: cell-matrix adhesion. Gene Ontology annotation, cellular component: cell surface. The record is from RefSeq and is a predicted model, not a curated record. NCBI's taxonomy places the organism in Eukaryota, Metazoa, Chordata, Ascidiacea, Stolidobranchia, Styelidae.